This is a messenger RNA of Gilbertella persicaria, 1941 nucleotides long. RefSeq lists its product as uncharacterized. Bases 22 to 1923 code for a protein of 633 amino acids. Gene Ontology annotation, molecular function: protein binding. The record is from RefSeq and is a predicted model, not a curated record. Lineage: Eukaryota; Fungi; Mucoromycota; Mucoromycetes; Mucorales; Choanephoraceae. The transcript has a single exon.
CUUUCUCACUCUCUCUAAACCAUGGCAUACAGAAGAAACAGACUUCCAUCUGAAUUCCUACAUCAAGUAUCUACUUAUUUAUCUUUACAAGACUGCUACAAUUGUUUGUACGUAUGCUGGUUCUGGUACAAUACAUUUCAAAAAAUAGUCUAUAAAAAAAUCACUAUCAAAUCAGAAGCUCAAUUAGAGCAACUCUUAAGCUCUCUUGAGUUCUCUAAAAAGCUCUAUGAAAAUUAUGAUUUUCAAAACGGUCUUUUGAUAAGAGAGCUUUAUUUAGACGAUACUGUCCUGAAGCGUCAAGUCCAUCUCUCUCAAAAAAAUCUAGAACUAUUAGCUAGUUUUUGUACUGAAUUAGAAGUAUUCAAGUUUGAUAUCACUCAAUGGAAGCAUCUCACACUUCCAAAGACAACAUCAUGGAAACGUAUACGGCAAUGUGCUCCUGUUUCUUUCAAGAAUUUUGAUUCAACAUUUCUUUCAACGUUCAACGGGUUAACGCAUUUAAAUAUCAAAUAUGAGUGGGAGGAACUGCGUACACUUGUCACACAGAUUGGCGUUGUGUCCACAUUACAAGACUUGACCUUGGAAAUCAUUAACGACUCAACCGAAGUACUUGUAUCUCUGAGUCAGUGUUUACAAACACUGCAUGCGUCAGUACCUCAACUAAAGCAUUUUACGUUUAUUCGCAAAAAGACACCUCAUCAGGAGUCAACUUCCGAGGCAUCACAUGAUCCUGCAUUCUUAUUGCCUCUUUCAAAGCCAUCUCGGCUGAAAACACUUACAUUGCAUGGACAUGUAGACUCAGUCAAAUGGUUUGAUUUUAUUGCCAAGAGUUAUCUCGAAUUAGAAGACUUAACAUUAACACAAUUGAGCACUAGCCAAUUUGGUACUAAAUGGAUGUGGCAAGGUGCCUUGGUUCAUAUGAUACAAUCCUUGCCUUCUCUCAAGUCACUCACACUUGGUGGCAAAAAUAUACCACAGCUCUUCUCUAAAGGGUUUGCUCUGGAACUCAAGAAAUCAACCUGCCCAAUAAAAGACCUGUAUAUUGAUUUCCAUACGUAUCAAGCCAUUGAAUCUUGUCAGUUUCUGAUGGUCGUCGCCUCUCAUGGUAUUCGCCAACUCAAGCAACUUAAAUUACGCGUAUGGGAGCAAAUUCCUGGAUGGUCUGGCGUGACAUCAAACCUGUUUCAAUGCCAACAACUUGUCAUACUUGAACUGUCUUUGUCAAAAGGAUUAAUGGAUCAGUUUCCUUAUACGCCUUUUCUAAUUGACGACUUUUUGGAUCAUUUGCCUCAACUGCAAGAUCUUGUUCUUACAGGUGCUCAAGUGCAGGUCACUUACAAUCAUUUUGAGGAUCUCAACAAGGAAGAUAGACAGUUUGCUUUACGAAAAAUAACUCUUUGUCAAUCAAGGCUUGAAAACCAUGAAACAAUAUCGAAAUACCUAUCUUUUUGUUGUCCAAAACUAGAGCAUGUCGUGCUUGAGAAGUGUGAGAUGGACAAGAAAGCAAGAUAUCAACAGCACGUAUCCUUGAACAAUUGCAAACUCUUAUUCACCUAUAGCAGAUUGGAAAAGAUAAAGCUAAGUUCAUUGUUGUUAUAUUUGAGUACUAUGCAAACCAACGACUAUAUUGGCAUCAAUCUGGUAACAAAUGAGGGAAACAGUGCUCUUGUUUGGCUCAAUAUUGACAGAUCAAAAGGUGCGCUUAUUUACCCUACUUAUGAACUCUGCGAGGAUCAAGAGAAAUGCAUAGAAUUGACAGAUCUGCACACAAAAUACCAAUCUACAAAAGUUACUGCUGAAGUGAUGCCAUGCUAUUAUACUCCUAACAUUGGUGUCAUUACUUUACAUUGUAAAUCAAUGCCUUUUGACAUUUCUUUAGAUGAUUUAAGAAUACCAUCAAAAAUGUUUAAAAAGUUUUAUUAAAUUAAAAAAAAUUAACAA